AUUUAUGGUUAGAAUAUAGAUCACAUAUUUAAGAGGGACACACAAUAAAAUGUACCAACAUACAUUCUUACAUAAACGUUAUAGUAUAAAUUACAUGUUGGUAGCAAAAUUACAACAUUCCUAUGGCUACAAAAAUUUAUUUAACCGCACUCUAACAUUUUGGCAUUUUCAUUCUUGUCAACAUCAACAUUUAAAAAAAUUUAAAGUCACAAUGCAACAUACAUCAAAGCAUUAAUGUUUCACUUAAAAUGACUCGUAUGGUAGUCCAUCAUGCCAUCACCAGUACAAAGCAUUCACCAACACGCAAGAGCCGCUACAGUCCAAGUUGCUACAAACACUCAAAAAGAUAAAAAGCUAAGCGUACUAGAGUCCCACGGGUACUAUCUUGGGAAGACGAUUGGAACUGGUUCGUAUGCUACAGUUAGGGUAGCUAAUUCUGAAAGACAUGAAGGUAAUGUUGCUAUUAAGAUCGUCAGCAAAUUUUCAGCCCCUGCGGAUUAUUUGAAGAAAUUUUUACCCAGAGAAAUCGAAGUAGUUAAAGGUCUUCGUCAUCCGAAUUUGAUUCGAUUUUUACAAGCUAUAGAAACUACUCAUAGGGUGUAUAUAGUUAUGGAGUAUGCAGAAAACGGAAGUCUCUUAGACAUUAUAAGAAAAGAUGGGUAUAUCGAUGAACCACGAGCUAGAAAAUGGUUCAGACAGUUGGUGGACGCUGUAGAUUAUUGCCACGAGAGAGGAGUAGUCCACAGAGACAUCAAAUGCGAAAAUAUGUUAAUGGACCACGGUUGGAAUUUAAAAUUAUCAGAUUUUGGAUUCGCCAGGGGUAAUCUUAAAGGCAAAAAUGGCCAAAAUGUCCUCAGCGAAACCUAUUGCGGAAGCUAUGCGUAUGCGUCACCGGAGAUUCUACGGGGAAUCCCUUACCAACCUCAGUAUGCCGAUAUAUGGUCAAUGGGAGUCGUACUGUUUGCCAUGGUAUACGGAAGGUUACCUUUCGAUGAUAGUAAUUACAGGGAAUUGAUCAAGCAGGUGUCUAAUAAAGUAAAUUUUCCCAGAGAUCCUAGGAUAUCAAAUAAUUGUAAAUCAUUAGUAAAUAAAAUACUCGCUCCUCUAAAAUCCAGAAUUCGAAUCACUGGAAUUAGAGUCGAUACUUGGUUUACUCACGAUUUGGCUGGCACCAGCAAAGAAAGAGCAGCCGACGAAGUAUUAUCCAUGGAUGAAGACAGAAAACUGUCCAUUCCUAGCAAAGACAUCAUGCCAGCCGCCUUAAUAACCAAACCCUUAUUGCAAGCCGCUUCAAGAGCCAAAGACAAAACGAGAAGAAGUACGCUCGAAGAAACACCGCUCGUGUCUAAAGAGUUUAGUGAAAACGAUUCGGAAACUGCAUCUUUGAGCACGCAAUCAAAGAAAAGUGACAAACCUGUGAAGAAAGAUGACAAAGGAAAACCAUUAGAAAACAUUGAAGAAGAAAAGAAACGAUAACAUUGCUUUCAGAUAAAUUAUGUGCAAAAUUUUCUAAGAAAUAAAUGUUCUUUUAUAAUGUA
Psylliodes chrysocephalus is the source of this 1538-nucleotide messenger RNA. The record is from the annotation of a GenBank genome assembly. NCBI's taxonomy places the organism in Eukaryota, Metazoa, Arthropoda, Insecta, Coleoptera, Chrysomelidae.